GCAGUGCUUAAAGUCUACUAAAGUACUUUGCUGUUUGCUUUUUUUGAACUAUUUGAAAAGCAGAUAUCCCGCUGUAAUAAGUCUGUGAAGAAAUAUUUUCCAACCAAAAGAACAAACGUGCAUGUAUAGAAGAUACAAACUCUGAAAAGAAACUAAAGCGACGUGAUGCAUAUGGAAAGAUAUCAGCUGAUGAAAAAGCAGCAAUGUUAUUACAACGACGCAUCAAAAAAAUGGAGCUAAAAAAGUGCAAUGGUUGCAUUAAAUCAGUUAUUGAUUGUCCAACUGAAAGAAUAAAGUGUCCACGUGACAAAAUAUUGUCAAAACAGACUGCUCUUACUAUAAGAGAGUCUUCUUCUGGUAAUGCCAAAGUAAGCACCAACCAUGAAACUGCUAUUUUAUCAGCUCCUCCUAAUAAAGGAAAAGACGCCGGUCCCUCAUUCUGUGUAUUUGCAAGAGGAACAACAUCUGGUACAUCUAAGGGACAACAAAAUGCCUCCAUUGAAGUUGUUACCAACAAAGGUGGCAGCUAUGAAGUUAGUAGUUUAUCAAGUUCGUUUAAUAAAGAAAAAAGUAUCUCCAAUCCAUUCUGUGUAUUUGAAAGAGGAUCAACAUCUGAAACAUGUAAGAGUCAACAAGAUGUCUUCCCUGAAGCGUUUUCAAACAAAGUAGGCACCAACUAUGAAAUUCCUACUUUAUCAGCUAUUUUUGAUAAAGCAAAGAACGCCGGACACUCAUUUCGUGUGUUUGAAAGAGGAUCAACAUCCGGUAUAUCUAAGGAACAACAAAAUGCCUCCACUGAAGUUGUUACCAACAAAGGUUAUAGAUUGAACAGAAUAGUCUAUAUGAAAAAUAAUGAAAACAACUUAGAUUAUGCACGUUUAAGAGCCGUUCAAAAUUGUAAAUUUUGCAACGCAAAAAGGUUUCAGUAUGAACCACCUGGAUUUUGUUGUGGCAGUGGGUCAGUAAAGUUAGUUUCAUAUCAGCUACCUAAUGAAUUAUCAGAUUUGUACACAGGCAAUAGUGAAGAAUCUAAGCACUUCCGAACGUAUAUUAGAACAUACAAUAAUAUGUUCGCGUUUACCUCACUUGGUGUAACCAAUGAUAAAGAUUUAGCAAGGAGAUAUCAUGGUAUAUAUACAUUUCGAGUUCAAGGACAAAUGUAUCAUUUUAUACCUGAUUUACUUCCCUCUGAUAAAAAAGUUAAGAAUCUGCAGUUAUACUUCUACGAUAACGAAAAUGAACUUGCUAAUAGAAUGGCAUGUUCGAUGAAUAUCAACGAAUCAAUUGUCAAGAGACUUAUGAAUGUUCUAGCAGUUAAUCCAUACUCCAUCUUUCUGAAAUCCCCGGCAAACGUUCCGAAACUAUCUGAUUCUUAUAUCGCACUUAAAUGUGAUCCAUGUCUAGAUCAACGUGUAUAUAAUUUACCUACUGCAACAGAGGUAGCUGGAAUAUGGGUUCAAGAUAAUUCUGCUGAUAUUGUUUUUACGCCACAUAUACGAAUAUAUACCCAUAGUAAUAAGACGCAAUCCGUGAAUUACUAUUACGGAUGUUAUGAUCCUUUGCAAUACCCACUAUUAUUUCCUUAUGGUCAAAACGGCUGGCAUUGUGGUAUUAAAAAAAUUGCACGGACAAAUCAACGUUAUUGCAAACAUGAAGAAUUACCAAGUGUGAAGAACAUGUGUUCCAUCGAUGGAUUUCUUGACAUGGAAGAUCAGGUCCUGAAAAAAGGAAAACGAAAAAGAGAGACAGUUUCUUGCCGUGAGUAUUAUUGUUACAAAUUGCAGAUUAGAGAGAAUGACAAGAACGAAGUAUUACAUUGCGGAAGAUUAUUUCAACAAUUCAUAGUAGAUAAGUUCAUAAAGCUAGAAACACAAAGACUAUAUUUUUAUUUUUUUAAUCAAGAUUUGUUUCGGAUAGAUAUGCUACAAGGAAUUAUUGAUUUUCUAAGACUUGGUGAAACUGAAGCUUCCAGAAUUGGGAAAAAAACAUUCCUUCCUGUUACUUUCAUAGGAGGGCCGAGAGAUAUGCGUCGACGGUAUAUGGAUGCUAUCGCAUUAGUCCAGCGUUUUGGAAAACCUGAUCUUUUUAUAACUAUGACAUGUAAUCCAUCUUGGCCAGAAAUAAAACAACACUUGUUAUCAACUGACGAAACUCAAAAUAGACCUGAUUUAGUAUCACGAGUAUUCAGGGCAAAAGUAGAGGAAUUGAAAGCAGAUAUUUUGAAAAGAAAUUUUUUUGGAAAAGUUGCUGCUUUUAUGUAUACUAUAGAAUUUCAAAAACGUGGUCUCCCACAUGCUCAUUUUCUGAUCAUACUUAGUGAUGAAUAUAAAUUAUUAACACCUGAAUCUUAUGAUAAGUUUGUCUGUGCUGAAUUACCUAAUGCUGAUACCGAAAAGUAUCUUUAUUCCCGUGUGCUUCAACAUAUGAUGCAUGGACUAUGUGGUGACUUAAAUCCCACAAAUUCAUGUAUGGGAAAAAAGGGCCUCUGCAAAUUCAACUAUCCGAAAGAUUUUGUUGAGCAAACAUCUAAAGGAAAAAAUUCAUAUCCAAUUUAUAAGAGACGAAAUACAGAAAAACUUGUACAUAUAAGAGAACAAUAUUUAGACAAUUCAUGGGUUGUCCCGUACAACCCUUAUUUGCUUUGUAAGUUUGAUUGUCAUAUCAAUGUUGAGGUUUGUUCGGAUAUUAAAGUUGUGAAAUAUAUUUACAAAUACAUUUGUAAAGGACAUGAUAAAAUUGCUUUUUCUGUACAUGGCAACGAAGAAAUAGAUGAAAUCAAAAUCGAUCUGCUAGAUGGGUAACACCCCCAGAGGCAGCAUGGCGUUUGUUUGGUUUUCCUAUUA
This is a messenger RNA of Nicotiana attenuata, 2843 nucleotides long. RefSeq lists its product as uncharacterized. The transcript has 8 exons. The record is from RefSeq and is a predicted model, not a curated record. NCBI's taxonomy places the organism in Eukaryota, Viridiplantae, Streptophyta, Magnoliopsida, Solanales, Solanaceae. Bases 204 to 2801 code for a protein of 865 amino acids.